Messenger RNA from Aethina tumida (small hive beetle), 4345 nucleotides. RefSeq names its product steroid receptor seven-up, isoforms B/C (gene svp). The transcript has 6 exons. Gene Ontology annotation, biological process: anatomical structure development; regulation of transcription by RNA polymerase II; cell differentiation. The record is from RefSeq and is a predicted model, not a curated record. Bases 475 to 1746 code for a protein of 423 amino acids. Lineage: Eukaryota; Metazoa; Arthropoda; Insecta; Coleoptera; Nitidulidae. Gene Ontology annotation, molecular function: nuclear receptor activity; RNA polymerase II cis-regulatory region sequence-specific DNA binding; zinc ion binding.
AUUUAUCUGUUAGCAAGUAAGAAUAGUUCUUACGGAUGUUUGUGUUAUAUCAGCUCGAUGGAAUGAGUGUUAGAGCGUGUUGUCUGCGCGUCGCGCGUCUGAAAGCAUAUUUCGAAACAGUCCCCCCCACCCAGACGACGAGGAACGCCCUAUGGCCUAUCGUGACCCGACUCUGAACUGAGAACCUCCCCGAACCGCCCAGGCCAAGUUAGUGUCGAGCCAGAGACCGAAAGGUCACUAGUAGAGGCUAGAGUGUGUUGUGGGGUUGACCUAUCACCUCCAAUGCGAAAGUACGUGCUCCGUCUAAAACCGAAACCAAGUCUCCAAGUAUAAUACAGGUUCAGGGUGCAGAAGUUAGAGUCGAAGGCGGUGAACUCUGUGUCGAGGUUGUCAACGUGAUGUUAGUGUGAGUGUACGGUGACCUCCACCUCGAUUAACGUGGACCAUAGUACCAAGCCUGACGAGGACUUCGCCAUGGCUCUGGUAGCUCCAUCCUGGCGAGAUUCCUCCCUCGUUAAUCCGAUACCGACCAGUCUGAACACGCUAUCUAAUGGAUUGAACACUUUACCACCCGCCGUCGGGACCACCAAUUUAAACCCCUUACCCACCAAUUUAAAUCCAAUUUCGAUUGACAACACCGAUAUAUCACUGAUCAAUCGUCAGACACCCUCACAGAACUCACAGAACAGUGCGAACAGUGCAGACAUUAAGAACCAGAACAUUGAGUGUGUUGUGUGUGGCGAUAAAAGCUCCGGAAAACAUUACGGACAAUUCACUUGUGAAGGUUGCAAGUCAUUUUUCAAACGGAGUGUGAGGCGAAACUUAACGUAUUCGUGUAGAGGAAGUCGAAAUUGUCCUAUUGAUCAACACCACAGGAACCAGUGUCAAUAUUGUCGACUUAAGAAAUGCAUGAAAAUGGGCAUGAGGAGAGAAGCCGUCCAAAGGGGAAGAGUACCACCUUCACAGCCAGCCCUUUCAGGGUUGUCAAAUCAAUUUUUUAAUUCGACGGAUUCAGUGACGACGUCGUUAAGUAAUCACACAUACCUGAGCAGUUACAUAUCGUUAUUACUUCGAGCUGAACCAUAUCCAACUAGCCGAUAUGGACAGUGCAUACAGCCAAACAAUAUUAUGGGAAUCGAAAAUAUAUGCGAGUUAGCAGCGAGGCUAUUGUUUUCGGCUGUCGAAUGGGCAAGAAAUAUACCUUUCUUUCCGGACCUUCAAGUUACUGACCAAGUAGCCUUACUAAGGUUAGUCUGGUCGGAAUUGUUUGUGUUAAAUGCUAGUCAAUGCUCAAUGCCUCUUCAUGUGGCGCCUCUAAUAGCGGCAGCAGGACUUCAUGCAUCACCCAUGUGUGCUGAUCGUGUUGUUCAAUUUAUGGACCAUAUUAGGAUAUUCCAGGAACAAGUGGAAAAAUUAAAAGCUCUCCACGUUGACUCGGCUGAAUAUUCGUGUCUCAAAGCCAUCGUCCUCUUCACAACGGAUGCUUGUGGAUUAAGUGACGUGGCGCAUAUAGAAUCGAUCCAAGAAAAAUCCCAGUGUGCAUUGGAAGAAUACUGCCGAUCUCAAUACCCUAAUCAGCCAACCAGGUUUGGAAAGUUACUGUUAAGGUUACCAAGCUUGCGAACUGUCAGUUCAGCGGUAAUAGAACAAUUAUUUUUUGUGCGACUAGUUGGCAAAACACCGAUUGAAACAUUGAUUAGGGACAUGCUUUUAUCGGGUAGUUCAUUCUCGUGGCCGUAUAUGUGAUACUUAAAACUGUACUAGUAACACUAGUCAAAAAAAUGUACAUUACCGAGGAAAUAGACAAAAUAAUGGUAGCAGCGGCGGCGACAGCAGCAGCAGCAGCAGCAACAACAUCAUUUGUCAAUAUUUGUAACUUAUUUAAAAUAAGUUACCGUUACUUGUCGUUCGUCGUCAUAUCCGAGAUUUUAGCUCCAAAAAUAAACGAAACAACCAAAUGUUAGUGAGUGAGACACUAUUUUUUUUUUGAAUGCGCCAUAGACUUUUAAGUACAUAGUACAUAUCAGAAGGGAGAAUGAAUUGAGCAUAUAUCAAAUUGCCAAACACCUGGUGGGUUUAAAACCAGCUAAAAUAUGUUCCUUUUUAUAUAAAAUAAUUUAAUUUAAUGAGAAUUCGAUAUAUAACUUUCAUGUCUUGUGUAAAUGUACUCGUAAUAUAUAACAUAGUAAUUUGUAUAAAUGUGAAUAUUUACUUUUCUCAUUUAUUGAGAAUAUAAUUUAUUGUUUUCAACUAUUACAUAUAGUCACUGUUUCAAUUUGUUUUUUUAUAUAUAAUUAAGUUGUUUUUGUUGUUAAUUGUUAUGAUUGUUAUCAAUUUCAUAUUACAUCGAAAAUGAAAACGUUCUUUUAAAGAAUUUCUCAAUUUCUCAAUAUCUCGUACAGUAAUAGUUCAAAAAUAUGUGCCGUGACGUCUUUAACAACCUGGUACAUUUAAUGAGUUUCUGUGAUAUUUAUUUAAGUUACAAUAGUGAGUAUAUUAAAAGUAAGGGUAAAAAGCCAACAUUUUUAAUAACUCAAGAUUAAUAAUGUAAAAAGAUUUAUAGAAAGUGUCUAAAGCAGAGGCAAAGACAGAGACAGAAACAGAAACAGAGACAGAUACAAAGUCAACUUGAUUUAAUAAUUUAUUUUUGAAUUAGAAAUUAAUCUUGUCUUAUUACUUACCUAUAGUAAAGUGUUUUCCUUCACUUCUUCAUUACAUGAUAGAAGAGAGAAGAGAAAAAAGACUGUUACUCAUUGGCUCCAGAAUAAUUAUGAAUAUUCAAUGGAAUCAAUUAAUCCAAAAGACAGAACUGAACUAAUUUCACUAAUAAAUUAUUAUUAUUAUUAUUAGAAAAUACUAAAUACUUCAUGUUAAAGAUAAACAUUCUGCUUUACAUAUUUUCAAUGAUUUUUUAAAUCAUACGAAUGAUUUCAGCAUUAAAAUUACAAUGCAAACAGUUACAACUAUUUAUUUUUCAAAUUAAAAUUUCAACGAAGAGAAACUUUUACACUUCAGCCUUGAUGGUCGAGAUAUUUCCAAGUUGUGAUAUAUAAUAUCAUUUGUACAAUUAAUUAUAAAAUAAUAGCCUGUCAAAUUUCAUUUUAUCUACUUAGACUCGGCUCGACUUGUCAAAUUGUGUACAGUGUGGGCACUGUAAAAUAUUAUUAUAAUUAAAAAUUAUACUUUUCCAUUGUUCCAUACUGUAUGACAAUUAGAUUUUUAUUUACGGAUAGUGAGCUGUAAUUAAUAAGUAGCUGUAACAAUUUGCAUAUAUGUACAGGGUGUCCUAAAUUGUCAUAAUAUAACGAAUCUAACCGUUAUAGAAAUAUCUACGAAAACUGACUUUUGACAUAUUUAUGAACUUUUUUAUUUCAAAAUAUUUAAUAUAAGAAUAUCGUUUAUAAAACAUAUUUAAUAUAAGGUGACUUAUACCACAGUUGCAGCUGUUGCUACUGAAUAUGAUCCUCCAGUAAAUACAGAUUUAUUAACAUAAAUAAAAUAAUUAUCAUAUACAAAUUAUCAAAACAAAAUCAAAUCAUAAACAAUUACAGCUGCAAUUUGUAAGAAAGUGGUUCCAAAAAUUAUUUUAAUGUAACAAAAUACAAAAUAAAUAAGUAAAAUAGUCAUAACUCCAUUUCGAAAUGUAUUAAAUGUCAAUUUUUGUAGAUAUUUCAAGAUAGAAUAUCAAAGUGGAAAUAAACGCAGAACGCAGAACACACUGUAGUAUAAUCUGUACUAAAUGAAAACGUGUACCAUAUCUUGAGUGUUGAAAAGUACAAGUUUUACUUGCACCAUUUGAUUUGUAAUGUAACUGUUUUACUUUUAGAAACAGUCUCGAUUAUGGACGUAACAUAGUAUGAACGUAUGAAAUAGCCAGGUUGAUUGAAGUAUUUUACUUAAUUUUAUUUAAUCGGAAUAUUUUUUCUUUCUAACAUACGUACUUAGAGUUGCAAGUAUAUUAUUUUGGGUAAUUAUUAUUUGUAUGUUGUUUGUGGACGGCCUCAUAUUAACAGGGUUACACAAAGGUGUUAUCCAUAUCCAUCCACUAAAAAUAAUUCUUUUAUAGAUUCAGAUAAUCGGAUUUGUAUAACCCUGUUUCAUACAAUUUAAGUAGCUUAGUUCCUAGUGCAAUUGUUUCUUCAAAUAAGAUUUUAUUUAUUAGAAAUCAUAAACUUUUUGUUUUCAUUAUUAGAAAAAAAACUGUACAUAGAUUGUUUGGCUUUAACACAGCCUGUGCCAAUAAAGAGAAUUAUUGGAUUUUCAUCCUAGUAUGCAAUAUUUGUAACAACAAACAAACCUGUAAAUAAAUGAGUAUAAUAAAUAGAAUAAAUUACUGUAUUUAUAC